Menidia menidia (Atlantic silverside) is the source of this 2111-nucleotide messenger RNA. NCBI's taxonomy places the organism in Eukaryota, Metazoa, Chordata, Actinopteri, Atheriniformes, Atherinopsidae. The record is from the annotation of a GenBank genome assembly.
AAAAAACGGCUCAGCUGUGUCACAAUCAGACAUUUUCUACAGUGAUGUAUUCGGCUGGGCUGGAGAGCCUUGAUCGGCACGGCAAGGGGGGCUGACUCUGUAGACCAGCCUCCUGCCUCCCUCUUUUGCUCCACAUGUCCCUGGAACCGCCAGAGUAGCUGGGAAGGGUAGAGCAGAGUGAGCACUCUUUCGUCGAGAUGGCCAGGUGGAGUGUGUGGCGCAGCCCUGCGAAGCUGGCGCUGGCGUGGGCAGAGGAGCUGGCCUCAGGCGUGCGCUGCAGCAGCAGCAGCAGCGUGCCGGUGAUCCGACAGUCCUACUCGGAGAGCGGCAGCAUCGUCCGGCCUUUUAAUGAGAUUCCCGGACUGUGGAAGAAUGGGGUGGUUAACUUGUACAACUUCUGGAAAAUGGAUGGCUUCAGAAACCUACACCGCAUCAUGGUACAGAACUUCAACACCUUUGGACCCAUUUACAGAGAGAAAAUAGGUUAUUAUGAAAGCGUGAAUAUCAUCAAACCAGAGGAUGCUGCUAUCCUGUUCAAAGCAGAGGGUCAUUAUCCUAAAAGGCUCAAGGUUGAAGCAUGGACAUCAUACCGAGACUACAGAAAUCGCAAAUAUGGAGUUCUGUUGAAGAAUGGAGAAGACUGGAGAUCAAACCGUGUGAUUCUCAAUAAGGAAGUGAUUUCGCUGAGGAUGUUGGAGAACUUUGUGCCUCUGCUGGAUGACGUGGGGCAGGACUUUGUGGCCAGGGUUCACAGAAAGAUAGAGAGAAGUGGCCAAAACAAAUGGACCGCAGACCUUUCCCAAGAACUAUUCAAAUAUGCACUUGAGUCGGUGAGCUCGGUGCUGUAUGGGGAGCGCCUGGGCUUGAUGUUGGAUUACAUUGACCCUGAAGCUCAACACUUUAUUGACUGCAUCACCCUCAUGUUCAAGACUACCUCGCCCAUGCUGUACAUACCUCCUGCCCUGCUGCGGCAGAUUGGAGCAAAGGUGUGGAGGGACCACGUAUCAGCGUGGGACGGCAUAUUUAACCAAGCGGAUCGCUGCAUUCAGAACAUCUACAGGCAGCUGCGUCAGGAAACAGGAACUUCCAAAAAGUACCCGGGAGUCCUUGCUAGCCUGCUCAUGCUGGACAAGCUCUCCAUUGAAGACAUCAAGGCCAGUAUCACUGAGCUAAUGGCCGGAGGAGUUGACACAACAUCUAUAACGCUCCUGUGGACGUUGUAUGAAUUAGCCAGGCAUCCCAGUCUUCAGGAAGAGCUCAGGGCAGAGGUGGCUGCAGCUCGGGCUGCCACCCAGGGGGACAUGCAGGAGAUGCUGAAGCGGAUUCCUCUGGUCAAAGGGGCUCUGAAGGAAACACUGAGGUUGCACCCAGUGGCAGUGAGCUUGCAAAGAUACACUGCAGAGGAUAUCAUUAUUCAAAACUACCACAUCCCAGCCGGGACCUUGGUUCAGUUAGGACUGUAUGCCAUGGGCAGAGACCCCAAAGUUUUCUUCCGUCCGGAGCAGUAUCAGCCCGCUCGCUGGCUAAGGUCUGAGACACACUACUUCAAAAGCCUGGGCUUUGGCUUUGGUCCCCGUCAGUGUUUGGGACGCAGAAUAGCUGAGACAGAGAUGCAAAUCUUCCUCAUCCAUAUGCUGGAGAACUUCAGAGUGGAGAAGCAACGCCAUGUGGAGGUGCAGAGUACCUUUGAGCUCAUUCUCCUGCCAAACAAACCUGUGAUAUUGACUCUGAAACCUCUACAAGCUAGUCAGUAACAUCAAACUGGGUAGAAAUGUGUGGUAAAUGGUAAGUUGAGCUAAAUAUCUGUAGUGUUUUUUUUCCCUUUAUCAACUCUAGUUAGGAAGGCUUUAUCUGAAUAUCUUCCAACCAUAGGCAGAGAGCAAGAAAAGCUAAAUUUAGGAAAGAUAUUAAAAAAAUGUGCCUAAACCAUUACCUCAGCGAUACAUUAACUACAGAAGUAACUACAUGUAUUGUAUAUAGCUUAGUGAGUUGUUUGAAAUGUUAUAGAUAUAAAGUUGUUUAUAAAGUAUAUAAAACAUUUGAAUGUCUCUGUACUUGAACAAUUGUUAAAAAAAACAACAGACCAGUGUAACCCAGUGACAAAUAAACAA